CACACAAGUUCAUCUUUUUCUUUCUUCUCUCCAUUAAACUCAAUCUAUCUUCAUUAUGGUGAGUUUUGUCGUGGAGAAAUCACAAAGAAUGUCAGCUAGUCAAAACCUCGUAUCAGAGGCCACAAGGUCUAUUAUCUCAUUACCCAAGAAAAAGCUUCUCAAGAACCUCGAAAUCAUCAAUGAUGGCGAGAGAAUCAACGCUUGGGUCGAUUCAAUGCGAGCUUCUUCUCCUACUCAUCUCAAAUCACUCCCUUCCUCCAUCUUCUCACAGCAACAACUCAGCUCAUGGAUCAUGCAGCAUCCUUCAGCACUAGAAAUGUUUGAGAAAAUAACAGAAGCUUCAGGUGGGAAACAAAUCGUCAUGUUUCUUGAUUAUGACGGUACUCUCUCUCCCAUCGUUGAUGAUCCAGACAGAGCUUUCAUGUCAAGCAAGAUGAGAAGAACAAUAAAAAAACUGGCGAAGUGUUUCCCAACUGCUAUAGUUACUGGUAGAUGCAUUGACAAGGUGUAUAACUUUGUGAAGCUAGCUGAGCUGUAUUAUGCUGGAAGCCAUGGCAUGGACAUUAAAGGGCCAGCAAAAGGCUUCUCCAGACACAAGAGGGUUAAACAGUCUCUUCUGUACCAACCAGCCGGUGACUAUCUUCCCAUAAUCGAUGAAGUCUAUAGACAACUCUUGGAGAAAACCAAAUCAACUCCUGGAGUCAAAGUAGAAAACCACAAGUUUUGUACUUCUGUGCACUUCCGUUGCGUCGAUGAGAAGAAAUGGAGCGAACUGGUUCUACAGGUUCGGUCGGUAUUAAAGGAAUACCCUACGCUUAAACUGACCCAAGGUCGAAAGGUUUUUGAAAUACGUCCUAUGAUUGAAUGGGACAAAGGAAAAGCUCUUGAGUUCUUGUUAGAGUCACUUGGGUUUGGAAACUCUAAUAACGUUUUCCCGGUUUACAUCGGUGAUGACCGGACCGACGAAGAUGCAUUUAAGAUGCUACGAGACAGAGGUGAAGGCUGUGGCAUUCUUGUCUCCAAAUUCCCCAAGGAUACGGAUGCUUCGUAUUGUUUGCAAGAUCCGUCCCAGUAGGUCAUGAGUUUCUUGCGACGAUUGGUGGAAUGGAAACAAAUGCAGCUUCUGACGUGAACCAAAGUGUCAGUAUACAAUUAGCUAAGAGUGUGAAGGGGUUUAUAUAUAAUAAAUGAGCUUCUGACGAUCGAUCUUCGAAUAGUUAAUGCAACCAAUAUGUAAAUGGCUAACCUUUUUGAUCAUCACAAACCUUUCUUUGAACGUUGUAUAAGGAUAGCACAAUGUCUCAAUAUGCCCCCCUUAAGUUAAUUUCUUGUUCAUCACAUUUUUUUUUUUCUAAUGAAAAGGAUGAACAAGAAAAAGGACACUUUGUUUCGAAUGGUUUUAAUAAGUUGUAAUUAUCUUCGUAAACGUAAUAUAUAUAUAUAUAUGUAUGUGUGUGCUUAAUAAAGAAAAAGAAAUUGUAUUAUGUGUGUUGAUGUAUGAGAUUUGUCCCACUUUUC
Molecule: messenger RNA, 1518 nt
Organism: Raphanus sativus (radish)
Lineage: Eukaryota; Viridiplantae; Streptophyta; Magnoliopsida; Brassicales; Brassicaceae
Product: probable trehalose-phosphate phosphatase I
Exons: 12
Coding region: 56-1075 (339 amino acids)
Biological process (GO): trehalose biosynthetic process
Molecular function (GO): trehalose-phosphatase activity
Source: RefSeq, a predicted model, not a curated record